AUGACGGGCCAAGGGAUGCGAGGCAGACACGCUGAGGUGAACCAGCCGGCCGCUGUGACAGACCCGUUGCGAAUUUUUCUUGGUUUUACUUCAUUCGCAGACCAGCUACAAAAGAGGCAAUUUUCAGCAUCGUGUCAGCUCGGGCAGGGAUAUACAGGUCCAUAUUUUGAUAACUUGUCUACAGGUAAGAACGACUGGGCUACUACGAGUACAGUUGAAGCGCCAACACCGAGAAACACAGCUGCAUUCAGCAGGGCCCCACCGACUGCAUUGCCGGCUAGGUUGACUAUGGUCCCGGGUGCUAUGAAGAUGGAGCCGGGUGAUUCGAGGUGCAACAACAACCACAGCAGCGAUAUGAUGAGCCACUCCGAGAACCAGUAUUCAGUUGUAGGUAUGACCAAACACUCGACGAUAUCAGAGCACCACGAGUGCUUGAUGAACGGGAAUGACCUGCUCAAGCAGCGGUUCAUGCACGGGAGGAAACGUCGCCAUAGCCGGGGCGGCUCAAACGACGAUGAGCAAUCCGACGCCAGCGAGGAAGGGUCGUUAAACGGGCAUUGCUCCGGUCCAAAGAACCGCCGAAAGGGGGCCUCACCACCACAGAGCUUCGAUGACUUACAGAACCAACGCGUCAUGGCGAACGUACGAGAGCGUCAAAGAACGCAAUCCCUCAACGAUGCCUUCACGAAUCUACGCAAGAUCAUCCCAACCCUGCCUUCGGAUAAACUGAGCAAGAUACAAACUCUGAAGCUGGCAUCCAGAUAUAUUGACUUCUUGUACCAGGUCUUAAGAAGUGAUGAGACCGACCAGAAGAUGAUCGGGAGUUGUUCUUAUAUGGCACAUGAGAGACUCAGCUAUGCUUUCUCAGUGUGGAGGAUGGAAGGUGCGUGGAACAGUAUGGCUCAGCACUAACAGAUAAUCAUCAAGUACAACUUUCUAUGGAUACCAUAUAUGAUCGUAAACUAAGAUGUACAUGUACAGUGGUCAACUGAAGUCAAUAGCUGCUUUGAUAAAACAUGGAGUUUGGACAACUCGACAUCAGAGAGUUGGACAACUCGACAUCAGAGAGUUGGACAACUCGACAUCAGAGAGUUGGACAACUCGACAUCAGAGAGUUGGACGACUCGACAUAACAGAGAGGACUGGCUACUUGGCUUGUAGCUUAAAUGAGAGAAGUAAUGCUGCUGAAAAAACUCUAGUAAUUCGGUUGAGGAUAUCAAUAAACUUUAUGACGGUAGAGAGGGAUACGCGAUGAGAACACGCAAUGGACAUCAAUCUCUGUAUUUCGAACGAUGAACACUAUUUUUUUUCAUUUGCGGUUUUUCUUUGGACGCAACUUCAAACUAAAAGGAAGAUGGUUGCGUGUCCCACCACCAUUUGAACUUGUGUUCAAGCAACCGAACUCUUAAAUCUUCGCCCAAGUUGGAAUGAUAUGCUUCAUCUUCGUAUGGAUCAACUGGAUUACAGUGAACUAACCUCAAUUGGGUUUGUUUUGGACACCUUCCCAAGUUGGAAUGGCAUAAACUCUGGGUCGUGUCAUUUGCCUUGUCAAUUGAAUUCCUAAAUUGUCUAUGCAAAUCUAUGAAGUCUUAAUUUGUGUUCUAUUCUGUAUAUUGAUGGUUUAGCAAUAAUUUAUCGCAAAGUUAUCGUUAUUUGAAGGAUGGUUGUGAGAAUGGUUUGCAAUGUAAUGAAUGAUUUUCCUCGGUUUUCUCAAUGCAAUAUCGUUACGGCAUAAAACAAUGGGACCUUACAUUAGCCCGUGUAUAAACCAAGGAGUGACGAUGUUACUUUAAACUAAAGGAAAAGUUGUGUUAUAUUUAGACAAUUUGAUUUUGAACUGUUAAAUAUCUGCAUAUCAGGUAAUACGGCAAACAAAAUACACUAAUUGUACUCUGCCCCUGCCUUUUGAAGACUUUGGAACGCUAGGUGGCAGCAGACUUACCAGGUAAAUUUCCAUUGUUUACGUAGUUCUGAGCAC
Molecule: messenger RNA, 1978 nt
Organism: Asterias rubens (European starfish)
Lineage: Eukaryota; Metazoa; Echinodermata; Asteroidea; Forcipulatida; Asteriidae
Exons: 3
Coding region: 1-912 (303 amino acids)
Biological process (GO): regulation of transcription by RNA polymerase II; developmental process
Molecular function (GO): protein dimerization activity; DNA-binding transcription factor activity, RNA polymerase II-specific; RNA polymerase II transcription regulatory region sequence-specific DNA binding
Source: RefSeq, a predicted model, not a curated record